Messenger RNA from Zygotorulaspora mrakii, 2049 nucleotides. It is a transcript of the gene SGM1, whose product is annotated as Sgm1p. The coding region runs from base 1 to 2049 and encodes 682 amino acids. The transcript has a single exon. Gene Ontology annotation, cellular component: Golgi apparatus; endoplasmic reticulum. The record is from RefSeq and is a predicted model, not a curated record. Lineage: Eukaryota; Fungi; Ascomycota; Saccharomycetes; Saccharomycetales; Saccharomycetaceae.
AUGAAUGGAAAUACUAGGAAACUUACGUUGGAAGAACGGCUCUCUCUAGCAGCUAAAAAGGGUAAAAAAAAACCAAAAAAGAUAGGUUCGUCACCAGCUUCUCAAUCGCCACCGCCAGAUAAUGUUUCAGGCUCCAAACUGGAAACUUCAGAAACGAUUAAAGGUGUCAAUUCGGCAGAAAAUGCAAUAUUAUCGAUACUGACAGACAGUGAGGACAAAACACAAUUAGUCACUACUCAAUCCUCUACUGAAAGGCCUGGUAGUAAAGAGGAGCCUUUAGUACAUGAAAAUGUUGAUAGGCGAGUUUGCUCAUCACCUAUGGAAGAACCUUGGUCGCAAUGGCUUUCGGGAGAUCAAAUGAGUCUGAACGCCGAAGAGCUCUUGAAAACUCUGCGACCACAUGUAGAGGAGCUAGUUAAUGAAAACGAGCGGCUCAGAGAGCAAGCAGCUUCGAGUAAAAGCGCAAAUACAGAAAGUAGCCUUGUCAAGCUUAUCAAGGAAAAAGAUGGUAUAAUAGAUCGAUUACGGCAAGAAGGCGACCAAUUAUCGAAGACAGAACUACGACAAUCUAAUAUAAUAAAAAAUUCAAGAAAGAGGAUAGUUGAGCUUGAAAAUAACUUGGGUACUCUUGAAGACGAUCUUUCUAAGAAAAUUGAACUCUAUGAAAAGCUGUACUCCUCACAUACAGACAGUCUGAAUGAAUUGAAAGGCUCAGAGGCUGCAGUAAUUGAACUUAUAAAAGAUCGUGAAAAGCUCUACAGUGUUGAAUCCAUCCUUAUCGAGAAAGAUGCUAGAAUAAAAUCCUUGGAAAAGGCUCUUGAGACCAAAGAAAAGGACUUAUCUGAAGCAGUCACUUCACAUCAGAAGGAAAGUGAACUCCUGAAACGGACCACUGAAGAGCAAGUCAUGAUUCUGGAAGCAAGCUUGGAGCAACUUAGAAUUGAAUCAGAAAAAUCAUCAGAGAAUGAGCUCUCAGCGAAUUUUAACAGUACUUCAAACUUGCAAGAGCGCUACAAUAGACUUUUUGAGGAUUUCAAAUCUAGUAAGGCGAACUCACAGGCCAUCGAAGAUGCCCUGAACAGCAAAGUCUCUGGUUUAGAGUCGCAGAUUGAAGAUAUGACGCUCACUUAUGAUCGAUACAGUCUACAAAUAGACGAUAAUAUAAAAAAAAAUUCUGAACUCGAACUGAAACUUCACAAAUCCGAACAGAUGCAUCAAGACGACAUGAAUAAAAUCAAUGAAUUGCAAAGUACAAUCGUCUCUCUCGAGGCAUCGAUUCGAAAUUUGAAUGAUGAUUACAGUCAUUUGCAGCACAAAUAUGAUAUUCAAAAGGAUCAGCUAGAACACAACAUUGACCAGCAAAAGACGAAAAAUGGCCUGCAAAUUAUUCUUCCUGAAUCACAUCAAACUAAGGAUUUCGAGUCGGAUGCUGCCAAACUGGAUGACAACUGGAUUAUAACACAAAAUUCUUCUCUAGAAGUCAUGGAAACUCCAAAAAUCUUAAAAGAACCAUUUUUGACCAAAGAUGAUAAUAGCUUAUUAUCACAAGUCGAAAAAUACGACAAAUACGAUAUGUCUAUGGAGUUAGAUGAUAUGCCCGAUGAAGCAUCUGAUUUAGGAUCGUUAAACAGGGAAACGUCUUUCAGGAAUAGCAGCUCUAGAAAUCUGAAUAGAUACAGCUCUGAGCUAGGCUCCUCAGCUAGGAUGAACGCUCAGGUAGUCAGUAAACUUGGAGCUGAGAUUAGAAAAUUUGAAGUUGAGUUAUCAUCGCUUCAGAAUUUAUGUGAUAAAACGCAGAAAGAGAGGAACGAAGCGAAUGAUGAAAUAAUAAGGUUAUUGGAAGAAAAUGAAAAAGUAAAUCACUUAAUAACCGAAAACUUGAAUCUGUCAAGGCAGGUGGAAGAGCUUGGCGCAAAACUGGACGCAUCCUUGCAGUUGUUAGGCGAAAAGACAGAGCUAGCCGAAGAGCUUGAGAAUGACGUUGCAGACCUUAAAGAUAUGAUGAGGCAACAAAUACAGGAUAUGAUUAAACUUCAGGAAAAAAGGUAG